This is a messenger RNA of Neoarthrinium moseri, 2376 nucleotides long. RefSeq lists its product as uncharacterized. Lineage: Eukaryota; Fungi; Ascomycota; Sordariomycetes; Amphisphaeriales; Apiosporaceae. The coding region runs from base 1 to 2376 and encodes 791 amino acids. The record is from RefSeq and is a predicted model, not a curated record. The transcript has a single exon.
AUGGCAUCAUCUACUCCAGCGUCCACUCUCUACAAAGAUAUCGCAGAUUCAUCAGCAGAAUUCAGGACAAUCCGGCUCUGUCCGGCCCAACAUGACGAACCUAUCUCUUGUGUCUUAGAGAAUGCCGUGAGAUCUGACAAUCCACAGUACGUCGCCCUCUCCUAUAGCUGGGGUCCUAGGACCAACGACAAGACUAUAUCCAUCAACGGACAAGAUUUCAUCGCCACAGCAAACUGCGAGUCUGCCCUUCGUUGUAUCAGAAAGACAGAUGACCCGGUAACACUCUGGGUCGACGCGAUAUGUAUCAACCAAGAGAACCUGGGGGAAAGGAGCGCCCAGGUAGCGCAGAUGCGCGAGAUCUACAAGCAGGCCGCACAUGUGAUCAUCUGGCUCGGCUGUGAGGAUUCAGAUACAUCCCCAGCUUUUGAACUGCUGGAACAUAUCAGUGAGCUUGGCCGAUAUGAUCCUCUGGUAGCCACCUCAGAGACUGUGGGCACUGCUGCGGCAUGGCAGGCCGUCGAGAAUCUCUUCACAAGAGAGUGGUUCGAACGCAUCUGGGUCGUCCAAGAGGCUUCACUGGCAAAGUCGAUCACGAUCCAAUGCGGCCGCCACGUCAUGUCAUGGACGACGUUCAAUCGUGCGCUGCAGUGGUAUCACAAGGAUAUCGGACACGUCAAUAGAGGCCUCACUCGCACAGAUUCACUACUGCUCAAUGCCUUGGAGGUCAGAAAUGCCUGGGCCAAGCGACAGUACGGAAGUAGGAGGGAACCCAACUUAGAGAGUCUACUCGCCCAAUUCAGCAAUUGGAAAGCAACGGACCUGCGCGACAAAGUCAACGGUCUACUUGGUAUGUCUGACGAACACGCUGUGCCGGAAUUGCAACCAGACUAUACCAAGUCUGUCUGCGAGACCUACACCAACGUAGUCAAAUAUCUCAUCACCCGCGACAAACGACUUAGUAUCCUGGGCCAGGUGGAUAAUCCCGCCAUGUACAUGGGAGAGCCGCCUGAGAACAAACGACUGCCCUCGUGGGUACCUGACUGGACGCCGGACCGACCCUAUCGCAAUCGGCUUUCCGAAACCUAUCGGCCAGAAGGCGACAGCCAAGUAAUGGUGACCUCGACGGGCAUGAUCAUGAUCCCCGGCGGUUUAAAUAUGCCCGGAUCAGGCUACGGUACCUGGGAGCAAGAUUCCAUGGUGAGGGAGGAGAUGAACUUCAAGGCAAGCCUGGACCUGCUGGCCGACUGCUGCUUUCCUACAGGUGCUGAUAGCCCGAUUUACUAUCAAGGAAGAGGACCAGAAUUCGAUCCCGAAGGGACUAUGAGUUUGAAGGGCAUCAAAGUGGACACUGUGCAUUCUGUUACGGUGCCCCUUUUCCGCGCCAAGGAAGACCUCGACGACCCAACCUUUUUCCUAGAGUGGGAAAAGUUUGCCAUCUUGCAGGCGGCCCCUGAUGCUGAGUGUCCGUACGGGGGCUCCUUCGAGGACAAGCUGGACGCGUUCUGGCGGACUCUUACCACGGAUCGCAUCUACACCGAGAGAAGCAACCUGCGGGCUAGGCCCGUCUGUCGAGAGGUCUUCGAGCAAUGGCGCGCCGGGUUGACCAGGAAUGCCAACCCUGCAGUUGCGCAUCGACCCGAGACCGCGGACACAGUGGACUAUAGCGACGAGUCUGCGGCGUCCAGGCUACUCUACGGCAUGUUUGCCCAACUCCACCUGUCGGGUGAUGCGCCGCCUGACCUUCUCCGUGACUAUGAGGCGUGGAAGCACCACCUCUCGCAGCUCGAGUCCCCGCCGCCCGAGCCUCCGAAUCCAGCACCAUCCGGGCCGCCAGAAGAGUACACGCUGCCGAACUUGGAGGCCUCCCUGCGCAUCUGGUGCUUCGCCCGCAAACUAGCACGCACCAGUUCCGGCCGCCUGGCUCUGGUGCCCGAGCACACGCAGCCCGGCGACCACAUCUACGUCCUCUACGGCGGCAGCGUCCCGUACGUCGCGCGGCCGCUCCCGGGCCGGGGCACCGUCAAGGGCUACUGGGUCGACGAGCUCGGGGAGCGCGGCGAGGUGGGGGCGGCCUACCGCGUUAUUAUGCCUAUGCACCAGUUCCUGGGCGAGGCCUACGUGCACGGCAUCAUGGACGGCGAGGCGCUGGGCUACCCGCCCAUCCAGCGGACGCAGCGCCUCCGCAGGGUCGAGGUCCCGGUCUCGGGGGCCAGGGGAGAGCCGGAGUUCGAGGCCUUGGACAGCCUGACGGUGUUCAAGUAUGUCUCUGACCCCCUGACUCCGGAGCAAGAGGAACUCGUUGCCGAAUGGCGGGAGGGGCUGCGGGCCAGGGAACAGGAUGUUUGGUUCGAUCACGUCACGUCGGUCAUGUUGUAG